Molecule: messenger RNA, 2636 nt
Organism: Ceratina calcarata
Lineage: Eukaryota; Metazoa; Arthropoda; Insecta; Hymenoptera; Apidae
Product: free fatty acid receptor 4-like
Exons: 6
Coding region: 1083-2471 (462 amino acids)
Biological process (GO): G protein-coupled receptor signaling pathway
Cellular component (GO): plasma membrane
Molecular function (GO): G protein-coupled receptor activity
Source: RefSeq, a predicted model, not a curated record
GAUCUCGUUUAUUAAAUUAUUCUCAGUUAUGUAGCGACAGGAGGAUGAGAGUUAAAUUGUUGUCACGCAAAAGUCUGUCAUAAAAAAGAUAUAACUCGGUUUCUUUCCGAUGAACGAAUCUUUGCAUUCCGACCGGACCGUUGCAUUUUCUCAACGAGAGGAAAUAUAAUUCUUACCCUUCUGCUGCUAUACGUGAGAAACGUGACGGUCCCUUCUUUUGAGGAAGAUCGUUGACAAUCCGUGACAUAUAGGUAUAGCUAUUCAAGUUCCCCUCUGUCAGGUUGCUCCUGGCCUAGUUCUGAUCUUUUUUAUUGUAUAAGGCAAUCAAUAAAUCUCGACAGUUUCACGAAUUGCACAGAACGUAACGUUUUCUCUUACAAACUGAAGGUUACACACCAGCCAAGUACCGCUCGAUCAGUCAUAACAUAAACACGCAGAAAUACGAGCAUUCUAAUCUAAAACAACGUAUCAGAAACAGUGAUAUUUCGGUGCACGAUGAUGAAUUUAACGAUUGCAAUAUAAUACUUUAAAAACGAACUCACGAUUCGUUUUUAAAAAUCGUUUGAAAUCGAAUGCGCGGAGCAAUUUGCGCCGUAGUUCUCGAAACACAGCUCGGUCGAGUUCGUUGAGUUGCACGCCGUCGACAGUUUGCGGAUAUCUUGUACCGGGGUCAGAUGUGUCUGCCUUUUUACAAGUACUCAGUGAUGAUCGUUCGGAUCCACGAAUUAAAAUUGAAAUUACAUAGCUUCCCGUAGUAAUUACAAGUAACUUUAAUCUCUCGCAUCUGUGUAAACUUUUUCAUUUAUUAUAUCCCUUUCGACGCAGCGUGCGCGCCUGAGUGUUGUUUAAAAAUUUCGGUUUCAAGUUCGGAUAUACUAUAAUUACGCUUUCGACACUCGAGGCAUCAGGUCUGAUAAGUCGUUUCGUAUAGACGGACAUUCGACUGGACUAACGUCGAUACUAUAGACUUUAAACUCAGUGAAAUGCGAAAUGUCCCAUCGAAAAACGAUCGACAUAAAGCGUACGGGACGGAGGCAAAAAUAUGGUGAUCAUCUAGUCGCUGAAAAAGUAUCGAAAUAAAAAUGAAUUCGUCUUAUCUUUGGGGUGAGGACGAAGAAGGAUGGGGAGCGCGAUACUAUUUUACGUAUUAUAGCCAGUUCGAAGAUCGAACAGGCAUCGGUACGAUGAUGGAGGUGGUGGUUUUGGCAGCCAGCUUCGUUUUAGCCGUCGGUGGUAAUUUGGGAAUGGCCGGUUGUAUAUUAAGAUACAAGGAACUGAGAACGCCGACGAACAUGUGCCUGGUGAACUUGGCCGCAGCGGAUCUUUUGUUCACCGUCGGCGUGCCCGCGAUCGCGUACACCAGAUUCACGCAGUCGUGGCGUUUCGGGGAUGCGAUUUGCAAACUAUUACCUUAUACUCAGUUUGUCUGCGGCUUCGUGCUUCUAUGGACAUUGACGUUCAUAUCAAUGGACAGGCAUCGAUGUUUAACGAUAGCACCUUACAGGAGUGCUUUAACAAGGACCAGAGUCGUAAUCACAAGUCUCAUCACUUGGAUCAUCGCGUCUCUCGUUUUUUUACCGGUCGUAUUCUGGUUUAAACAAAAGGAACCCGUGAAUGAUAAAGUCAUUUGCACUUUAGUUUUUCCACGGACCGAAAUCCUGAAUAUUUCGUUAUGUUACACGAUACCGAUCAUCGUCCUGGCUUGUCUUUUGCCCAUGGUUCUUCUGGUCUACCAUUAUCAACGAAUCUUUCAAAAGAUCCUCGAUACGCGGAGCACGUGGGCCGUACCGUGCAUAGCACAAGGUCUGGAGAGUAGUAGCGGAGGAAUUAGCGGCGGUUGUGGUGAUGGUGUUGGAGGCGGUGCGAGCGCAACAGGUAGAAGAGAUUCCGAACUAUCUGUAGUGGGGACAUUACUACCUUGGGCCGGAAGAAAAAUGUCCUGCACGUCUUUUACUGGCAGCAAGAAAGGCCGCGGCCGCACCGGAAGUCUAUCUCAACAAGAAGAGACGCGCUUGUACAAACAUCUUCGUGUGGUACGAAUACUGCUGUUGAACGUGGUAGCGGUGCUAGUAAUGUGGUUACCGAUCACUAUUAUGAUGUUACUGAUCUACGUAGACGGACAAAGAUCCGUUGAUGACACGAACUUCUUUUUGAGGUCUCAUCACUUCGUUUGGACUUUGAUUAUCGCGCAAUUAAACACGAUAGUUAAUCCAUUACUUUACGGAGUACUCUCGGAGAAUUUUCGUGUCGUAUGUAUCGCUAAAUUGUGGAAACGCCGAGGACUCGACAGCAAUUCUAUUAGAAGCGCAGAGAACGCAGGACCGAAGAAGAACGCGAAAUCAUUGCAAGCAUUUCAAACUCGCUUGGGAACUGGUAGUAGCUUAGGAAAUCCAUUAAAAAAUUUAAAGAAAUAUUCUGACUGUGGCAUAGUUGGUAGUAUCAUCGAAGUACCAAAUUCGGAAAAAUUAUGAUAUUACAAUUCGUAAUUGAUUGCAUAUACCAUGGUCUACGAAUAUGUACGGGGAAAAGAUGUGUACACAGAACUCUACGAGAGAUGUUUCAAAAAUUACAAUUACAAUGUACAAUUAUUUAUUCGAUUAAGUAGUAUAACGUAAUUUAUAGUAUUUUAUAUGUAU